Messenger RNA from Camelus dromedarius (Arabian camel), 2753 nucleotides. RefSeq names its product killer cell lectin-like receptor 2. Lineage: Eukaryota; Metazoa; Chordata; Mammalia; Artiodactyla; Camelidae. The record is from RefSeq and is a predicted model, not a curated record. The transcript has 9 exons. Bases 1804 to 2631 code for a protein of 275 amino acids.
CUGACAUGUGAAAACAGAGAACUUAGUGCAGUGCAUUUCUGGAUCACAGUCCUGACUCUUGCACUAUUUAUAGAACUCUUGGAGAGAGGAAAAAAAUGACAUUUCCUUCUUUUUGAAGUCUGAGAUAUCCCAGUGCCAAUCUAAUUGAAUUCUUCCAGGUCUAUGAAGUGAGGAACAUGUGAGGAAACUGAGGCUUGAAGAUUUGGAGUGAUGUGUUCAAAUUUUUACAGCUAGAAAGGAUUUGAAUGUUGGACCUCAAAUGAUGAUAUUUAAUGUUUAAUCAGUGCCUGUUCUGUAGUUGCCAAGUCUGGUUAGCACUUUGUAGACCCUAUAAUCUCGGGAGGCAAAUAUCACUAUUUUACUGUCAGAGAAAUGAAGUGACUUGCCUAAGUCACACACAGAAGUGAGGGCUGGUAUUUCAAGCCAGAUCUGCCUGGUUCUAGAAUUGGGCUUGGUGGCAAGAGGUUUCUUAAAAGUUCAGAUCCAAAGUCCAUCUGUGCUCAGUGUAUUCAGUCAGGCUUGAUUUUAAACAUGGGUCAAGGAUGAGCAGUAAGGCGUCCUUUGGUGAGUCAGUUAACCUCUUAACAUCAGUGUCUUCAUUUGUCAGAUGAGGAUGAUAGAUAGCUGCCAGCGUUGGGAGGUUUCGGUAUGAUUGUACACUCAGGGGUCCUCCAACAAACGAUGGCAUCUCUCUGCCACCUCUUGAGAACAUUCACUACGGCUCCAUUCCCUCUCAGCAGAACUCCACUCAUUCAUUCAUUCAUGCCUUCAUACCUGGCAUUGGAAUCGAGUGCUAGCAAUCUUUCUCUGUUUUGAGAUUGACAAAGGCAAUCCACGAUGAGGGUAAAGAGAGAAGAAAAUGUCCAGCAGGAAAUAUUCCUGAAAUAUCCAGACUCCACCCAUGCAACUUUGCUCAUACGAUUGAAUUCAGUCAGUGCCCGGGAGGUCAUUCAGCUGACUGGCUGUGCCCCAUGACAAGUGACGGACUCGGUGUUGACUCAGAGAUUAAGGAUUGCGUUGGGGGACAGAAGUAGGGCAGCUGGGGGACCAAACAACAGCACAGCCUAGAGGGGUCCUGGUGGUCAGAACAUUGAGUAGACUGCGUUUGUAAAGUAGUCAGGAGGAGGGGUGGGAGGUGAAGAGUGGGGGCGCCUUCUGCAGGAUGAUGGCUUCGUUGAGGGUAGAGGUUGGUAAGGGACGGAGAGAACAAGCAAGGAAUUUGGCGAGAGGCUGGUGAAAUAGGGUGCAUUCUUCUCCGUGUGAUCAACUUCCCCUUGUGUUCCCUACCUCACUCCUCUUCCCCGACAAUCCAUGUUAACCGCGAUCGCCUGAUUUGAAGAGCAAUGAAAUUGGUCUCAUAGAACUGUGCGCCUGGAGACUGGCAAGGCCUGUAUCAGAUGAUCGUGAACCUCAGUGUGAGAUCGGAGGGUGUUCUGGCGGGGUCUGGCUCAUAGAAACAGACUUAGCGAAAUGAGUUUCUUUUAACUGGAAGGAUAUAGGUCUUCAUGAAGUGGAGAUUCGUGGACAAAACUCAAGUAGAGGAAGCAUUCACCAGUUUCUCUUCUUGAAAAAUAAUCAAAUGUGAACAUUUUCCUGCUCAACUAGUGCUGUAUAAACGAGAACAACUUUUCUGGAGAGCAUUUGAGCCCCUCGCACAUCCAAGCGAUCUGGAAUUGGAAAGGCCAACUUCUCUCUUCUCAUUUUUGGGUUAGAUUUCUCCACCUGCAUCACUGCCCGGCACAGACACAGAUCAUUUUGUUGCAAAAUUUUAAUGCAAAACAUACAUCACUUUUUACUCUAGAGAUGAGCGAUCAGGAAGUAACUUAUUCCACCGUGAGAAUUCUUCAGCCGCCUUCACAGUCACAAAAUAGAUUAAGGCCUUGUGGUGCUGAAAUCGCUCGCAAGACUGAUGGAAAAGAGUCUUCAGUGUGCUGGCCUCGCUUUGCAGUGAUUCUGGGGAUCUUCUGUCUAUUUCUGCUGAUGGCAGUCAUAGUGUUGGGGACAAAGAUUUUUCAGUAUAUUCAAGAAAAGCAUCACCAGGAGGAAAUUCUACGAAACCUCAGUCAAAAGUACGACAUCCUGCAAAAUGACAGCUACUCAGUUAGGCAACUUUUGACAAAUAGAACUGCAGAAUGUGGCAUUCUUAAAAUGAAACUCUGUGGCGAAACUCUUUGGGCUUACUCUACAGAAAAGAUGGAAUGCUGUAGGAAAAAGGAGAUGUCUUCAAAGUGUUUGCAAAAUACAGGCCAACUCAAGAAAGUUCACUGGUGCUGUUGGGGAAUAAAGUGUUACUACUUUACCACUGAAAUUGGAGACUGGAAGGGAUGUAAACAGAUUUGCCAAAGUUACAGUUCUUCUCUUUUGAAGAUAGACUUCGCAGAAGAACUGACCUUCCUUCGAUCCCAGAUGUCUCAAAAUUCCUACUGGAUUGGAUUAUCAUUUAAUAAAGAGGAAAGUAAAUGGAAAUGGAUUGACGGUGACACAUGUGGAUUUAAUUUGAAGGUAAUGAAUUUUCCUUCUGGGAUAGGAAAUUGUGUGUUUUUAACCCGAACAAGAACAUCAGAUAUUGCAUGCUCGAAUAUCUCCCAUUGUAUCUGUGAGAAGAGAAUUGAUUGCUUCAAUAAAUGCUAAGAAGAAAAGGAUCCCAUGCAGGUUAUCACGUUGCAUUUAGUUGUCAUGCGCCCUGAGGCUACACUUGGCUGUUACAGACUCCCCUUGUUGUUGAUGAUCUCAAUAGUUUUGAGGAGUGCUAG